Pelecanus crispus (Dalmatian pelican) is the source of this 392-nucleotide messenger RNA. Lineage: Eukaryota; Metazoa; Chordata; Aves; Pelecaniformes; Pelecanidae. The record is from RefSeq and is a predicted model, not a curated record.
GUGGACCUGGAGCUGAAGAAGGCCUUCACCGAGCUGCAGGCCAAGGUGAUAGACACGCAGCAGAAGGUGAAGCUGGCUGAUAUCCAGAUCGAGCAGCUGAGCAAGACAAAGAAACACGCCCAUCUCACCGACACGGAGGUCAUGAUGCUGGUGGACGAGACCCGCAUGUACGAGGGUGUGGGGAGGAUGUUUAUUCUUCAGUCUAAAGGAGUGAUUCAUAAUCAGCUCUUAGAAAAACAGAGAAUAGCUGAAGAGAAAAUUAAGGAAUUGGAGAGAUUGAUGGCAUAGCCUCACUCACAUAUUGGCAUGGGAAGAGUCCUGCUUAGCAGUAGCAAUUGGAUUUUUCCAGUUCUGAUACUAUCAAAUUCUUGUUGUGUUUCACAGUACGAGGG